AUAUUCCAAUAAAUUCAAGAAUCAAAAGAAUAAUUUAUCUAUAAAUAUACAAAUAAACAUAGCAACAAUUCUAGCAUUAAUAUUUUUAAGUAGUUAUGAUGAAGAUAUUGAUAUUUUUAUUAAUCAAUUAUCAGAAUAUUUAACUAGUAUAGAUGUGAAUCCAAUAGAUAUAGCAAGAGAUAGAGCUUUUGUAAAAGAUGAGAACUCUAUAAUAUUAUUUUUUAAAAAUCCCUCUAUUGUUCAUACCUAUGCUAAUGUUUCUGUUAAUAAUGCUGUAACUGUAAGUAAUUUAAUAAUUUCAGUAAAAGCUUUUACUGAAGAUUGGCAUUUAGCUGAAAGGCAUCCAUCAGAUAGAUUUGUUAAUGCUGUUAAUAUAAGUAAUAAUAAUCUCAUAGUAUUUAAUGAUAUUCAAAUUGGUCAAGUAUUAUAUUAG
This is a messenger RNA of Funneliformis mosseae, 433 nucleotides long. NCBI's taxonomy places the organism in Eukaryota, Fungi, Glomeromycota, Glomeromycetes, Glomerales, Glomeraceae. The record is from the annotation of a GenBank genome assembly.